UCACCGCAACCACCCAACAAUUCAUACAAGGGGAAACGCGACAAUCGAGACAUGGAUUAUGUGCAUAUGCCUCACGGAAGUCCCUCUGCGGUACCACAAUUCCACCUGUGGAGCCUCGCGUUCUGUGGUGUCUGUAGUUUGGGCGAAGCGCCAAUGCAUCUGUAGCGAUUCCUUGUAGCCGUUGUCUUCGAAUAUUAAGCUUGUAAUUAUGUUGGGAGGAAAGAAGGAGGUCGAUGUGCAGGACACCAAUUCUCUGGAGAUCGACGAGUUGGCUAAUUUUGCUGUUUCGGAGCAUAACGCCCGCCAGAAUAGUUUAGAGAAGAUGAAUUUCUCCAAGGUGGUGUCCUGCCAUAAGCAGGUGGUAUCAGGCCUAAUGUACCACUUUGUGAUCGAGGUUGAGGAGGGCAGUCAGCUCAAGCAGUAUGAGGCCAAGGUGUGGGUAAAACCAGGGGGCUCCUCCAGGAAAUUGGAAGAAUUCAAAUCCGUAGAUGGUGGGUUAACAUCCGCUGACACGGGUGUCAAGACCGAAGAGAUAUGUCACAAUGCAGGGGUACCCCUUACGAAAGUCUCUCAGCAUAGCUGCGUACCUGUCGGUAAGCAGAUUGUGCCAACCGAAGCCCCGAUUGUGCAGGAGGCAGCUGAACAUGCUAUUAAAAUGUUGCAGCAGGGCUCAAACUCUCUUUCUUCUUACGAGCUUAGGGAAAUCGUGUCUGCAGAAGCUCAGCUUAAGGAGGGGUCUGCCGUCUUUGAUUUGCUCCUGAAGACAAAACGAGGUUCCAAGGAGGAAAACUUCAAAUCGGAGGUACACCGUGCUGAAGAUGGAUCAUGGUCUGUGAAGCAUGCUACGCUGGAGUGAAAACAGACGUCCUGGGAUUCAUCGGUUGGAGUGCGAGGGUUUCUGCCCGAAUUUGUUUUUAGGUUAUUAUCAUAAUUUAAAAGAUCAAAAUGAGCUGUCAAAAGCAUCUAACUUGAAGGAUUUUGUUUCAUCAUGAAAAUGGAAUGUAAACGUGAAAAGAUGGAUAUUAUUAUUUUUAACGAA
Molecule: messenger RNA, 1039 nt
Organism: Physcomitrium patens
Lineage: Eukaryota; Viridiplantae; Streptophyta; Bryopsida; Funariales; Funariaceae
Product: cysteine proteinase inhibitor 12
Molecular function (GO): cysteine-type endopeptidase inhibitor activity
Source: RefSeq, a predicted model, not a curated record